AUGACAUCAACGAAAAGUACGCCAGUCCUCUACAUCCUCGACUUCAACGUCGGCAAUGAAAACGACGACGAGAAGAAUCCCUUCGGCGCCGGCCGUGUGGCUGUAGGAUCCGCCGCGGGUGGAACUCUCAAGACCUUGAUCAACCAUGAACAACAACCCGACGGGAUCGACGUCCUGAUGGAAGGCGAAGGCCAUCUGAUCUGGACGCAAAUGGGCAGAUUGAACGAAAACGACGGUCGUGUCCAAUCUGCGCGACUCGAUGGAACGGGAAUCAAGGAUAUUUUUCAGCGGAGGAGAAGUGAGCUUUCCCCAUGCUCAUCUCUAGUGAACAACAACAACAGCCUUUUACUAAUGAAGACGGGAAAAUAGAUUCAUACGCCCAAGCAAUGCAUGAUCGACACGACCAACCACAAACUCUACGUCUGCGACCGUGAGGGCAUGCGGGUCCACCGCUCCAACCUCGACGGCAGCGACCAGGAAGUCCUCAUCCAACGAGGCGAUUUCCGCAACGCGGAGCACGCGGAGGAUGAGACCCGUCACUGCGUGGGGAUCUGCGUCGAUGCCGUCAGGGGAAAAAUUCUACUGGACGCAGAAAGGACCCAGUAA
Messenger RNA from Lecanosticta acicola, 606 nucleotides. The record is from the annotation of a GenBank genome assembly. NCBI's taxonomy places the organism in Eukaryota, Fungi, Ascomycota, Dothideomycetes, Mycosphaerellales, Mycosphaerellaceae.